UGCAGGCACACACUGCAUCUCAGAGGUUUCAGAAACCGAUCUUUGGUUAAAGCAGAAGUCCACCGGAGACUCGGAAGAAGCAACUUCGGAGUUUAAAAUAGUUUGAAUUGAGUUGGAGGUGUUUGUUUUCUCUACGGGCUCCAGCAGGAUGCUGCCGCGGCGGAUGAUGUGGGGAGCUGUGGUGCGGCAGGUCACUCCGCGUCUGACCUACAGCACCGCAGCACAGCCGCAGGUAAAGCCAAAAAAGACCAAGUUUGGCCCCUUAAGUGACCAAGACCGGAUAUUCUCUAACUUAUAUGGCCGGCAUGACUGGAGACUCAAGGGAUCACUCAAACGAGGGGACUGGUAUAAGACAAAGGAGAUCAUACUGAAGGGACAAGACUGGAUCCUAAAUGAGGUGAAGAUCUCAGGGCUACGAGGUAGAGGAGGGGCGGGCUUUCCGACUGGCAUGAAGUGGAGCUUCAUGAACAAACCAAGCGGUGGCAGACCCAAGUACCUGGUGGUGAAUGCAGAUGAGGGCGAACCCGGAACAUGUAAAGACCGUGAGAUAAUGCGUCACGACCCCCAUAAGCUGAUAGAAGGCUGUCUGCUCGCUGGGGCAGCUAUGGGUGCUCGUGCUGCGUAUAUCUACAUCAGAGGAGAGUUUUACAACGAGUCAUCCAAUUUACAGGUGGCUAUUAAUGAGGCCUACAAGGCCAAGCUGAUAGGGAAGAACGCAUGUGGGUCCGGGUACGACUUUGAUGUGUUUGUGAUGCGAGGAGCGGGAGCCUACAUCUGUGGGGAGGAGACGGCCCUCAUCGAGUCUCUGGAGGGAAAACAAGGGAAACCUCGGCUCAAGCCACCUUUCCCUGCAGAUAUAGGCGUUUUCGGAUGUCCAACGACCGUUUCCAAUGUAGAGACGGUUGCCGUGGCACCUACAAUCUGUCGUCGAGGCGGGGCUUGGUUUGCAAGCUUUGGGAGGGAGAGGAACUCUGGGACAAAGCUGUACAACAUCUCCGGUCACGUGAACACACCGUGCACAGUGGAGGAAGAGAUGUCCAUUCCUCUGAGGGAGCUAAUAGAGAGACAUGCAGGAGGAGUGAGGGGUGGCUGGGACAAUCUAUUAGGAGUGAUCCCAGGAGGGUCCUCCACUCCCAUCAUCCCCCGCCAUGUGUGCGAUGAUGUGUUGAUGGAUUUCGAUGACCUGGUCCGUGCUGAGACUGCAUUAGGAACUGCUGCUAUCAUAGUAAUGGAUAAAUCGACUGAUGUGAUCAGAGCCAUUGCACGUUUGGUGGAGUUCUACAAACAUGAGAGCUGUGGUCAGUGCACCCCCUGCAGAGAGGGAGUUGACUGGAUGGAUAACAUGAUGUGGAGGUUUGUUCGGGGAGAAGCAGCAGUUUCAGAGAUCAAUAUGAUCUGGGAGCUCAGCAAGCAGAUAGAAGGACACACCAUCUGUGCACUGGGGGACGGAGCUGCCUGGCCUGUGCAGGGACUGAUCCGUCAUUUUCGGCCAGUCAUGGAGAGACGCAUUGCACAGUAUAACCAGAAAAACCCUCAGAGAGAGCCAGACAUCGAGAUGAUAUGAAACUCUACAGACGUCCUUUUUGACACUACCAAAAAUAUUAUCAUCAUCAUUUUAUGCUGCUGUGAGAUGAUUUGUUCCUAACAAGUUUUUGUUCCAAACAGUUUACACUACAUGUGGUGCUGCCUGGAAGCAGCCU
Molecule: messenger RNA, 1700 nt
Organism: Labrus mixtus (cuckoo wrasse)
Lineage: Eukaryota; Metazoa; Chordata; Actinopteri; Labriformes; Labridae
Product: NADH dehydrogenase [ubiquinone] flavoprotein 1, mitochondrial-like
Exons: 10
Coding region: 149-1564 (471 amino acids)
Biological process (GO): mitochondrial electron transport, NADH to ubiquinone
Molecular function (GO): FMN binding; NADH dehydrogenase (ubiquinone) activity; 4 iron, 4 sulfur cluster binding
Source: RefSeq, a predicted model, not a curated record